CCCACUACAACUGUCGCCUCAACCACCGUGAAACCCACGUCGUCCACCCCCACUACAACUGUCGCCUCAACCACCGUGAAACCCACCUCGACGACCCCCACUACAACUGUCACACCAAACACGACGACCCCCAAGUCUACGACCCCCACCACAACUGUAGCCUCAACCACCGUGAAACCCACGUCGACGACACCCACUACAACUGUCGCCCCAACGCCCACGACACCCAAUUCUACGACCCCCACUACAACUGUCGCCUCAACCACCGUGAAACCCACGUCGACGACCCCCACUACAACUGUAGCCUCAACCACCGUGAAACCCACGUCGACGACCCCCACUACAACUGUAGCCUCAACCACUGUGAAACCCACGUCGACGACACCCACUACAACUGUAGCCUCAACCCCCUUGAAACCCACGUCGGCGACACCCACUACAACUGUGACCCCAAACACCACGACGUCCAAGUCUACGACCCCCACUACAACUGUCUCCUCAUCCACCGUGAAACCCACGUCGACGACACCCACUACAACUGUCACCCCAAACACCACCACACCCAAGUCUACGACACCCACUACAACUGUCGCCUUCUAUGACCACCACUACAACUGUGACCCAAAACACCAGGACACCCAAGUCUACAAACACCACUACAACUGUCGCCCCAACCGGCAUGACACCCACGUCGACGACACCCACUACAACUGUCGCCCCAACCGCCAAGACACCCAAGUCUACGACCCCCACUAUAUCUGUCACUUCAACCACCACACCCAAGUCUACAACCACCAUUACAACGGUCUCCCCAACCGGCAUGACACCCAAGUCUACAACCCCCACUACAACUGUCGCCCCAACCACCGUGAAACCCAAGUCUUCGACCAUCACUACAACUUUGACCCCAAACACCACGACACCCAAGUCUACAAACACCACUACAACUGUCGCCCCAACCGGCACGACACCCAAGUCUACGACCACAACUACAACUGUCGUCCCAACCGCCAAGACACCCAAGUCUACAACCACCAUUACAACUGUCGCCGCAACCGCCACGACACCCAAGUCUACGACCCCCACUACAUCUGUCACUUCAACCCCCGUGAAACCCACGACCCCCACUACAACUGUGACCCCAAACACCACGAUAUCCAAGUCUACAACCACCACUACAACUGUCGCCUCAACCACUGUGAAACGCACGUCGACGACCCCAACUACAACUGUCGCCUCAACCACCUCUAUGACCACCACUACAACUGUGACCCCAAACACCAGGACACCCAAGUCUACAAACACCACUACAACUGUCGCCCCAACCGGCAUGACACCCAAGUCUACGACCACCACUACAACUGUCGCCCCAACUGCCAAGACACCCAAGUCUACAACCACCAUUACAACUGUCGCCCCAACCUGCACGACACCCAAGUCUACAACCCCCACUACAACUGUCGCCUCAACCACAGUGAAACCCAUGUCGACGACACCCACUACAACUGUCGCCCCAACGCCCACGACACCCAAUUCUACGACCCCAACGUCAACUGUCGCCUCAACAACCGUGAAACCCACGUCGACGACCCCCACUACAGCUGUCACCCCAAACACCACCCCCACUACAACUCCUCAACCACCAUGAAACCCAAGUCUACAACCACCAAUACAACCGUGACCCCAAACACCGUGAAAACCACGUCUAUGACCACCACUACAACUGUGACCCCAAACACCAGGACACCCAAGUCUACAAACACCACUACAACUGUCGCCCCAACCGGCAUGACACCGAAGUCUACGACCACCACUACAACUGUCGCCCCAACUGCCAAGACACCCAAGUCUACAACCACCAUUACAACUGUCGCCCCAACCUGCACGACACCCAAGUCUACAACCCCCACUACAACUGUCGCCUCAACCACAGUGAAACCCAUGUCGACGACACCCAAUACAACUGUCGCCCCAACGCCCACGACACCCAAUUCUACGACCCCCACGACAACUGUCGCCUCAACCACCGUGAAACCCACGUCGACGACCCCCACUACAGCUGUCCCCCCAAACACCACCCCCACUACAACUGUAGCCUCAACCACCGUAAAACCCACGUCGACGACCCCCACUACAACUGUAUCCUCAACCACCAUGAAACCCACGUCGACGACCCCCACUACAACUGAAGGCUCAACCACCGUGAAACCCACGUCUACGACACCCAGUACAAAUGUAGCCUCAACCACCGUGAAACCCACGUCGACGACACCCACUACAACUGUUGCCUCAACCACCGUGAAACCCCCGUCGACCACCCCCACUACAACUGUCGCCUCAACCACCGUGAAACCCACGUCGACGACCCCCACUACAACUGUCACACCAAACACGACGACCCCCAAGUCUACGACCCCCACCACAACUGUAGCCUCACCCACCGUGAAACCCACGUCGACGACACCCACUACAACUGUCGCCUCAACACCCACUACAACUGUCGCCCCAACACCCACGACACCCAAUUCUACGACCCCCACUACAACUGUUGCCUCAACCACCGUGAAACCCACGUCGACGACCCCCACUACAACUGUCACCCCAAACACCACCCCCACUACAACUGUCGCCUCAACCACCGUGAAACACACGUCGACGACACCCACUACAACUGUAGCCUCAACCACCGUGAAACACACGUUGUCCACUCCCACUACAACUGUCGCCUCAACCACCGUGAAACCCACGUCGACGACACCCACUACAACUGUCGCCCCAACGCCCACGACACCCAAUUCUACGACCCCCACUACAACUGUCGCCUCAACCACCGUGAAACCCACGUCGACGACCCCCACUACAACUGUAGCCUCAACCACCGUGAAACACACGUCGACGACCCCCACUACAACUGUAGCCUCAACCACCGUGAAACCCACGUCGACGACACCCACUACAACUGUGACCCCAAACACCACGACACCCAAGUCUACGACCCCCACUACAACUGUCACCUCAACCACCGUGAAACCCACGUCGACGACACCCACUACAACUGUCGCCUCAACCACCGUGAAACCCACGUCGACGACACCCACUACAACUGUCGCCCCAACGCCCACGACACCCAAUUCUGCGACCCCCACGACAACUGUCGCCUCAACCACCACACCCACUACAACUGUCGCCCCAACACCCACGACACCCAAUUCUACGACCCCCACUACAACUGUUGCCUCAACCACCGUGAAACCCACGUCGACGACCCCCACUACAACUGUCACCCCAAACACCACCCCCACUACAACUGUCGCCUCAACCACCGUGAAACACACGUCGACGACCCCCACUACAACUGUAGCCUCAACCACCGUGAAACACACGUCGUCCACUCCCACUACAACUGUCGCCUCAACCACCGUGAAACCCACGUCGACGACACCCACUACAACUGUCGCCCCAACGCCCACGACACCCAAUUCUACGACCCCCACUACAACUGUCGCCUCAACCACCGUGAAACCCACGUCGACGACCCCCACUACAACUGUAGCCUCAACCACCGUGAAACACACGUCGACGACCCCCACUACAACUGUAGCCUCAACCACCGUGAAACCCACGUCGACGACACCCACUACAACUGUGACCCCAAACACCACGACACCCAAGUCUACGACCCCCACUAGAACUGUCACCUCAACCACCGUGAAACCCACGUCGACGACACCCACUACAACUGUCGCCUCAACCACCGUGAAACCCACGUCGACGACACCCACUACAACUGUCGCCCCAACGCCCACGACACCCAAUUCUGCGACCCCCACGACAACUGUCGCCUCAACCACCGACACCCAAGUCUACAAACACCACUACAACUGUCGCCCCAACCGGCAUGACACCGAAGUCUACGACCACCACUACAACUGUCGCCCCAACUGCCAAGACACCCAAGUCUACAACCACCAUUACAACUGUCGCCCCAACCUGCACGACACCCAAGUCUACAACCCCCACUACAACUGUCGCCUCAACCACAGUGAAACCCAUGUCGACGACACCCAAUACAACUGUCGCCCCAACGCCCACGACACCCAAUUCUACGACCCCCACGACAACUGUCGCCUCAACCAACCCUCAACCACCGUGAAACCCACGUCGACGACCCCCACUACAACUGUAGCCUCAACCACCGUGAAACCCACGUCUACAACUGACACUACAACUGUCACAACUGUGACCCCAACCACCGUGAAACCCAAGUCGACGACCCCCACUACAACUGUCGUCUCAUCCACCGUGAAACCCACGUCGACGACACCCACUACAACUGUCACCCCAAACACCACCACGACCCCCACUACAACUGUCACCCCAAACACCACCCCCACUACAACUGUCGCCUCAACCACCGUGAAACCCACGUCGACGACCCCCACUACAACUGUGACCCCAACCACCGUGAAACCCACGUCGACGACCCCCACUACAACUGUAGCCUCAACCACCGUGAAACCCACGUCGACGACCCCCACUACAACUGUCACCCCAAACACCACCCCCACUACAACUGUCACCUCAACCACCGUGAAACCAACGUCGACGACACCCACUACAACUGUCGCCUCAACCACCAUGAAACCCACGUCGACGACACCCACUACAACUGUUGUCACAACCACCGUGAAACCCACGUCGACGACCCCCACUACAACUGUCACCUCAACCACUGUGAAACCCACGUCGACCACCCCCACUACAACUGUCGCCUCAACCACCGUGAAACCCACGUCGACGACCCCCACUACAACUGUAGCCUCAACCACCGUGAAACCAACGUGGACGACACCCACUACAACUGUCGCCUCAACCACUGUGAAACCCACUUCGACGACCCCCACUACAACUGUCACCCCAAACACCACCCCCACUACUACUGUAGCCUCAACCACUGUGAAACCCACGUCGACGACCCCCACUACAACUGUAGCCUCAACCACCGUGAAACCAACGUCGACGACACCCACUACAACUGUCGCCUCAACCACUGUGAAACCCACGUCGACGACCCCCACUACAACUGUCACCCCAAACACCACCCCCACUACUACUGUCGCCUCAACCACCGUGAAACCCACGUCGACGACACCCACUACAACUGUCGCCUCAACCACCGUGAAACCCAGGUCAACGACCCCCACUACAACUAUAGCCUCAACCACCGUGAAACCCACGUCGACAACACCCACUACAACUGUAGCCUCAACCACCGUGAAACCCACGUCGACGACACCCACUACAACUGUUGUCACAACCACCGUGAAACCCACAUCGACGACCCCCACUACAACUGUCGCCUCAUCCACUGUGAAACCCACGUCGACCACCCCCACUACAACUGUCGCCUCAACCACCGUGAAACCCACGUCGACGACCCCCACUACAACUGUCGCCUCAACCACCGUGAAACCCACGUCGACGACCCCCACUACAACUGUUGUCACAACCACCGUGAAACCCACGUCGACGACCCCCACUACAACUGUCACCUCAACCACUGUGAAACCCACGUCGACGACCCCCACUACAACUGUCACCCCAAACACCACCCCCACUACUACUGUCGCCUCAACCACCGUGAAACCCACGUCGACGACACCCACUACAACUGUCGCCUCAACCACCAUGAAACCCAGGUCAACGACCCCCACUACAACUAUAGCCUCAACCACCGUGAAACCCACGUCGACAACACCCACUACAACUGUAGCCUCAACCACCGUGAAACCCACGUCGACGACACCCACUACAACUGUUGUCACAACCACCGUGAAACCCACAUCGACGACCCCCACUACAACUGUCGCCUCAUCCACUGUGAAACCCACGUCGACCACCCCCACUACAACUGUCGCCUCAACCACCGUGAAACCCACGUCGACGACCCCCACUACAACUGUAGCCUCAACCACCGUAAAACCAACGUCGACGACACCCACUACAACUGUCACCUCAACCACCGUGAAACCCACGUCGACCACCCCCACUACAACUGUCGCCUCAACCACCGUGAAACCCACGUCGACGACCCCCACUACAACUGUAGCCUCAACCACCGUAAAACCAACGUCGACGACACCCACUACAACUUCGACGACACCCACUACAACUGUUGUCACAACCACCGUGAAACCCACAUCGACGACCCCCACUACAACUGUCGCCUCAUCCACUGUGAAACCCACGUCGACCACCCCCACUACAACUGUCGCCUCAACCACCGUGAAACCCACGUCGACGACCCCCACUACAACUGUAGCCUCAACCACCGUAAAACCAACGUCGACGACACCCACUACAACUGUCGCCUCAACCACCGUGAAACCCACGUCGACGACACCCACUACAACUGUUGUCACAACCACCGUGAAACCCACGUCGACGACCCCCACUACAACUGUCACCUCAACCACUGUGAAACCCACGUCGACCACCCCCACUACAACUGUCGCCUCAACCACCGUGAAACCCACGUCGACGACCCCCACUACAACUGUAGCCUCAACCACCGUGAAACCAACGUGGACGACACCCACUACAACUGUCGCCUCAACCACUGUGAAACCCACUUCGACGACCCCCACUACAACUGUCACCCCAAACACCACCCCCACUACUACUGUAGCCUCAACCACUGUGAAACCCACGUCGACGACCCCCACUACAACUGUAGCCUCAACCACCGUGAAACCAACGUCGACGACACCCACUACAACUGUCGCCUCAACCACUGUGAAACCCACGUCGACGACCCCCACUACAACUGUCACCCCAAACACCACCCCCACUACUACUGUCGCCUCAACCACCGUGAAACCCACGUCGACGACCCCCACUACAACUGUAGCCUCAACCACCGUGAAACCAACGUGGACGACACCCACUACAACUGUCGCCUCAACCACUGUGAAACCCACUUCGACGACCCCCACUACAACUGUCACCCCAAACACCACCCCCACUACUACUGUAGCCUCAACCACUUCUACAACCACCACUACAACUGUCGCCCCAACCCCCACCACACCCAUGUCGACGACCCCCACUACAACUGUCACCCCAAACACCACGACACCCAACCUCAACCACCGUGAAACCUACGUCGACGAUCCCCACUACAACUGUGGCCCCAACCGCCACGACACCCAAGUCUACGACCCCCACUACAACUGUGGCCCCGACCGCCACGACAACCAUGUCUACGACCACCACUACAACUGUGGCCCAAAUCGCCAUGACAUCCAAGUCUACGACCACCACAACAACUUCCACAACUACCCCUACCACCACGACUACCACCAAACCUACAACCACCCUUACAGCCACCGCACCGGCAGCGCGUUCAUGUUAGUGCAUGUGAGCCUCUCCUCCACCGGAGUCGUUAAUCCACUCCCCCUAUAUAGCCGGGACCGUAAUGCCACUCCCCCUAUCAAACCACUGAGGACCGGCUGCGGACUUAGCGAAAGCGACAUGGCGGAGGAAAACCCAUGA
Scomber japonicus (chub mackerel) is the source of this 7554-nucleotide messenger RNA. Its product is annotated as mucin-2-like. NCBI's taxonomy places the organism in Eukaryota, Metazoa, Chordata, Actinopteri, Scombriformes, Scombridae. The record is from RefSeq and is a predicted model, not a curated record. The annotation marks the transcript as partial. The transcript is spliced from 14 exons.